Messenger RNA from Micropterus dolomieu (smallmouth bass), 2319 nucleotides. RefSeq names its product estrogen-related receptor beta (gene esrrb). Gene Ontology annotation, molecular function: nuclear steroid receptor activity; steroid binding; DNA-binding transcription factor activity. The record is from RefSeq and is a predicted model, not a curated record. The transcript is spliced from 8 exons. Bases 188 to 1498 code for a protein of 436 amino acids. Lineage: Eukaryota; Metazoa; Chordata; Actinopteri; Centrarchiformes; Centrarchidae. Gene Ontology annotation, biological process: regulation of DNA-templated transcription. Gene Ontology annotation, cellular component: nucleus.
CUCAGACAUACAGAGCCACACCACCACCACCGCUACAACCUGGGGACACCACGUCUACUGUGCGCUGUGCUCAGCCGGGGAUGUGACAUGACUUGUCCGAGUAAGGGCUUUGUUGUCCAAUUCAUUAGAGAGAUUCCUGAGUCCACUGGCCACGCUGGAGCCCUCUCAUUUCUGGCUGCUGAAUAGAAUGGCCGCUGAUGACCGGCACCUACCCUCCAGUUGUGGGUCCUACAUCAAGACGGAGCCAUCCAGUCCCUCCUCAGUCAUCGACACGGUCAGCCACCACAGCCCAAGCGGCAAUUCAGACGCCAGUGGUGGCUAUGUCAGCACCAUGAACAGCCACUCCAACGGCCUGGACUCUCCACCUAUGUUCACCCCCAGCGGGCUCGGGGCCGCCACCUGCCGCAAACGCUAUGACGACUGCUCCAGCACCAUCAUGGAGGACUCGUCCAUAAAGUGCGAAUACAUGUUGAACUCCCUCCCCAAGAGGCUCUGCUUGGUCUGUGGAGAUAUAGCCUCGGGAUAUCACUAUGGGGUGGCCUCUUGUGAGGCCUGCAAAGCCUUUUUUAAAAGGACAAUACAAGGUAACAUAGAAUACAGCUGUCCUGCCACAAAUGAGUGUGAGAUCACAAAACGGCGACGCAAAUCAUGUCAGGCUUGUCGCUUCAUGAAAUGCCUCAAAGUGGGGAUGCUCAAAGAAGGUAAGAAGAGGGUUCGUCUGGAUCGCGUGCGAGGGGGCAGACAGAAGUACAAACGGAGGUUGGACUCAGAAAACAACCCGUACCUGGGCUUGACUCUCCCCCCUCCCACCAAAAAGCCUCUCACAAAGAUAGUGUCUCACCUGUUGGUGGCGGAGCCAGAGAAGAUCUAUGCCAUGCCAGACCCCACCAUGCCAGAGAGCGACAUUAAGGCUCUGACCACGCUGUGUGACCUGGCUGACCGCGAGCUAGUGGUCAUCAUUGGCUGGGCCAAGCACAUCCCAGGCUUUUCUUCUCUCUCUCUGGGAGACCAGAUGAGUUUGCUGCAGAGCGCCUGGAUGGAGAUCCUCAUCCUCAGCAUUGUGUUCCGCUCGCUGCCGUAUGAGGACGAGCUGGUGUACGCCGAGGACUACAUCAUGGACGAGGAGCACUCGCGGCUGACGGGCCUGCUCGACCUCUACGUCUCCAUCCUGCAGCUGGUCCGCAAAUGCAAGAAGCUCAAAGUGGAGAAGGAGGAGUUUGUCACCCUCAAGGCCAUCGCUCUCGCCAACUCAGACUCCAUGCACAUAGAGGACAUGGAGGCGGUCCAAAAGCUUCAGGACGCUCUCCACGAGGCCCUGCAGGACUUCGAAAGCAGCCAGCACCAGGAGGACCCACGGCGGGCGGGCAAGCUGCUCAUGACCCUGCCCUUGCUGCGGCAGACGGCCACUAAGGCUGUGCAGCACUUUUACAGCAUCAAGGUGCAGGGCAAGGUGCCCAUGCACAAACUCUUCCUGGAGAUGCUGGAGGCCAAGGUCUGAUCGGACGGUGGCUGAUUGGCCAUAGCAACGGCGGAGGGCUGCAUUAGCGUUACAGAAAGUGACUUGAACAAAGGCUGAGGGUACUCAGGAGAGGCAGACCCCCUACUGACUGUGCUAGGCAGGACAGAGACUGGCCUCCCUCACUCCUCCUGGAAUCCUGGGACACUAAAUAAAAAAGAACAAAUGCAAAACUUGGUUAUUAGUAUAAAUAUAAAAAUGAUGCAGAUUAAUUUAAAAUAUAUAAGAAAUACUAUGUACAGUAAUAAUUUUUUUGGUUUUUGUUAAUUGUGAGUGGUCAUACUGUAUAUGAAGGACGCUUCUGCCCCUCAGCAUCUUCAGAAUAAGUAGUUGCCAGUUCUUGAUAACAAGAUAAAGAGGUUUCUUUUUACAUAAAACUAAAAGUUCCUUAAAAUUGUUCUGAAGACAGCAGAGGUGUCAACAACCAUAAACAGACUCAUUUGUCUCACAGUUGUGUUUUUGCCUGGACUUGACCAGGACAUGUAUAUAUUUAUUAUUGGAAGACUGAGUGUACAGUUCAAAGUCUGGUGACCUUGGUGGCCAUUUUCUCUUAUUCUCCUCUUGGAAAAAAAAAGUGAACUAAAAUUGUUACCUAAAUGUGAACUCUUAUCAGUUUAAAUGUACUUGGAUAUACCUCUCCAGAGCAGUAAGCCGUGUGAUCUUUGUGGAUCUGUCUCAGACUGGAAGACUUGCUGGUCCCAUGUUUAACCAAACUAGCAUAGGCAGGUGCAAUUAGUCAGUCGUCUUAUUCUGUAGUAACUCAGCAAUAAAGGGAGCUAUGGGGAAGCCAGGCUUAAACCUCC